CCUCGCUUCACUCACCUCCUGCAACCACCGUCCUCCUUGCUCUUUCCUUUCCUACGCCUCGUCAGCCAUGUCAUCAGAAUCAUCACCAGGACCCAGCAGUAUCACCUCCAAGGUCGCAAAUGCCGCACAGGAAUUUGCAGAAAAUGCGAACGCCGAGGACCCAGCCGAGGAGAGCGCUCAGGAGUCAGGACUGACGAGCAUUGAGGAACGGAAGGCCAAGCUAGCAGCUCUCAGAGCGAAGAUGCGUCAAUCCACGAAAGACAACCGCACUUCGCUCGUUGAGGAGUCCGUCAAGGCCAAGAUGACGGCACGCGAAACAGCACGUCUGGACAGACAGCGGAAGCUCGCGGAGACGCUGCGUCUCAAGGUGGAUGCGGAGGAGCGGGGCGAGGAUGUGGAAAGGCAGAAGAACUGGGAGUGGACGAUCGAGGACAACGAUAAUUGGGAGAAGAAGAAGGCGCGCAAGGCGCGGAGGGCAGACUUUGAGUUUCAUGAUGACUCCGACGCUGCACGGCGGCGAUACAAGAAGGACCUUGAUGCACUGAAGCCCAACCUUGAAGCAUACAACCGUCAGAAAGAAAUGGCACUCGGUCUCGCAGCAGGGUCUCUGUCGAAGGCCGGAUCAUCAAGUUCCUCGGCGCUCACCAAGUUCGACCCUCAAAGCGGAGCACUUAUACCUACCACCGAGCAGCAAAGGCUCGCAGCCGAGAACCUGUACCGUGACUCCAACACUCUCCUGUACGCCGACAACACUCCGUCAGAGGAUGCCAUCGACCGAGUGGUUUCUAAAAUCAACCAAGACAUCGACAAGAAGGGCAAGUUCUCGCGCAAGCGGCUCAACGAGGACGAGGGGGACAUCACCUACAUCAACGAGCGCAAUCGCGUGUUCAACAAGAAGAUUGCUCGAUACUACGACAAGUACACAGCGGAGAUUCGGGCCAGCUUCGAGCGUGGUACUGCUCUCUAGUGGACUGCCCUACAUUUCACUACGCGCUGCAGACUUGCUUCUUCAUGAUAUCUCAAUACUAGCUCCACGUCAUCUUGCAUCCACGCGAGUUAGAAGAAAAUUUGCAUCAGCUUGUUCUAUUUCGAUUUUGUAGUAUGUACACCGUAGAUGGACACUAAUACACCUCAGCCGACUACAAC
Coniophora puteana RWD-64-598 SS2 is the source of this 1146-nucleotide messenger RNA. RefSeq names its product SYF2-domain-containing protein. The record is from RefSeq and is a predicted model, not a curated record. The transcript is spliced from 6 exons. The coding region runs from base 68 to 967 and encodes 299 amino acids. Gene Ontology annotation, cellular component: Prp19 complex; catalytic step 2 spliceosome; post-mRNA release spliceosomal complex. NCBI's taxonomy places the organism in Eukaryota, Fungi, Basidiomycota, Agaricomycetes, Boletales, Coniophoraceae.